CAUCACUAUACCACCCUCUACCAAAUCCGGAUUUCUAAUAUCCGAUAAAAUUAACUUUGAGGGCAUCCGAUUCAAUAACCAAAUGAUUCCACUCUUUCAACCAACUACGAGCUUCCUUAAUCCCAUACACUUCACCUCUCUGACUGAAAACGAACCCGGGAUGUUUGCUUGCCAAGCUUGGACUACCUCCCCGUUCUCAUUUCGGACAACACAGCCCAAAGCCACCCUACCUGCAUCCUCAAACUUUGCUGUAUCUACAUUAACCUUGAACCAGCCAGCUUUCGGACAACACCAAACUGCUGCCCCGUCCUCCUUGUUCAGCUGGAGAGAAGAAACACCAUGCAACAGACCUCUUGCAUUCUUCCAUGGCAACAAUUUCUGGCUUGCCGAGUUAACCAUAUCAGAAGCCGAACUUGAUUCGUUCUGCCAAAUCUUGCAAUUCCUGUUUGACCACAACCUCCAGCACACCAUGGCAAUCAGCUCACAGACCUCCUGCUCUCUUUCAGCAAUGAAGGAAUCAUGGGUAUACAUUAUUUCCACUUCACUUGCUAUUCUUUACCUUUUAAAGCUCACUUUGUCCAAAAGAACAGCAUGCAAAAAUCUCCCUCCAGGCCCGCCUAAACUUCCUAUAAUUGGCCAUAUCCAUCUCAUGAAAAAACCUAUCCACCGAUCUUUACAACAUUUAUCAAAUAAGUAUGGUCCAAUCCUCUUCCUUUCAUUUGGCUCCCAGCCUGUAAUAGUCAUAUCAUCUCCUUCUCUUCUUGAAGAAUGUUUCACCCAACAUGAUAUUAUUUUUGCAAAUAGGCCUCGUCGUGUAGACGGUAAGUAUCUCCAUUAUGACUUUACCACAAUUGGAGCUGCCGAUUAUGGUGACCACUGGCGCAAUCUACGGCGCCUUGCUACAGUUGAAAUCUUUUCAACUGCUCGCCUCCACUUGUUUCAUGGAAUUAGACAAGAAGAAGCAAGGUUGUUGGUUAAAAAUCUUUUUCGCAAUUCUGGUCAGGUUUCUACAAAAGUGGAGAUGAGAUCAAGGUUAACUGAUCUGUCUUUUAACAUUAUCAUGAGAAUGGUGGCAGGAAAGCGAUAUUUUGGUUUACUAGUGGAAAAUACUGAGGAAGCUAAGAUAUUUUACGAUGUUGUGAAGGAGAUUUCCGAGCUGAGUGGUGCAGCAAACCUAGGGGAUAUAUUUCCAAUUCUAAGAUGGUUUGAUUACCAGACUGAAAAGAGGCUGGUGGCAACUCGGAAAAAUAUGGAUUUAUUAUUUGACUGUUUGAUUGAUGAGCAUCGACCUAACAAGGAUUCUUGUCAAGAGAAAAAAAGCAAUAUGACAAUGAUAGAUGUUAUAUUGUCCUUACAGGAGUCUAAACCUGAACAUUACUCUGAUGAAAUAAUCAAAGGACUUAUAAUGAUAAUGCUAGCUGCGGGGACGGAUACUGUUGCAGUGACAAUUGAGUGGGCUCUGUCAUUGUUGCUUAAUCAUCCUGAAGCUCUAAACAAGGCUAGAGCCGAGUUGGACAUCCAUGUUGGUCGCGAUCGAUUAGUAGAUGAGUCGGAUCUUUCAAAGCUGCAGUACCUCCAGGGCAUAAUUAAUGAAACACUUCGUUUAUAUCCACCUGCACCGCUCCUAGUACCGCAUAAGUCAUCCGGUGACUGCAAAAUUGGAGGGUAUGAUGUACAACAAGGCACAGUCUUAUUUGUGAAUGUUUGGGCUUUGCAUAGAGAUCCUAAGGUGUGGGAGGAUCCUAAUAGCUUCAAACCGGAGAGAUUCAAGGGCUUAAAGGAUACAUCAUAUCGGUUGGUUCCAUUCGGGUUAGGGAGAAGGAGUUGCCCUGGAUAUGUGCUAGCUAAUAAAGUGGUGGGAUUAGCAUUAGCUGCAUUGAUUCAAUGCUUCGAUUGGGAGAGGAUUACUGAAGAGGAAUUAAACAUGUUAGAAGGUACAGGACUCACUAUGCCUAAGGUUCAACCUUUAGAAGCAAUCUGCAAAACACGGGAGGCGAUGAUGAAUAUCCUGUUACAGCUUUAAUAAGGGGAUGAUGAAAUGCUCUGAUCUAAUUGCUUUAAUAUUUUAA
Molecule: messenger RNA, 2069 nt
Organism: Mercurialis annua (annual mercury)
Lineage: Eukaryota; Viridiplantae; Streptophyta; Magnoliopsida; Malpighiales; Euphorbiaceae
Product: cytochrome P450 81Q32-like
Exons: 2
Coding region: 83-2023 (646 amino acids)
Molecular function (GO): iron ion binding; monooxygenase activity; heme binding
Source: RefSeq, a predicted model, not a curated record